CAGGAUGAAACCCGAUUUGAACGUUAUACCCAUAGCACACACAGAGGAAAUAGUAUUCGGACACUUGGUCGGAGAAGUUCGGACGGCUGUGAAAGUGGCCAAUGAGAUGCUUCGUAAGAAACUCGUCGAUGACAAGACCGGAAACAAAACGGACACUGAUUGGCAUUUUAAUGAACUUCUCAAACCGGAAAUAAAAACAAACGAUAGCUAUCGGUAUCUACCAGGUGGACAUUGGAAACCAAUCAACUGCUCACCAAAAUGGAAGGUUGCAAUUUUGAUCCCCUUCCGGGAUCGCUUCUUUCAUCUUCCGAUCCUUUUGCGAUACCUAAUUCCGAUGCUUAAGAAGCAACUAUUGCAGUUCAGUUUCUUUGUUAUUGAACAGGCCAAUAAAAACCUAUUCAACCGAGCCAUGCUCAUGAACGUUGGAUUCCUCGAAUCUCUCAAAAUUUUCGAUUACGAUUGUUUCGUCAUUCAUGACGUGGAUCACGUGCCUUUAGAUGAUCGUAAUUAUUACGGCUGUACUGACAUGCCCAGGCAUUUUAUGUCAGGUGUUGAUAAAUGGAAAUACAAAUUAUUAUACAAGAAUUUCUUUGGAGCUGUCACGGGUCUAACCAAAGAAAACAUUCGAAGCAUCAAUGGGUUCCCCAAUGUCUACUGGGGAUGGGGCGGUGAGGAUGAUGACAUAUGGAAGAGGGUUAAAGACGUUGGCCUAAAUAUUACUCGUUAUGAAGGACCCGUCUACCAUUAUGACGUCAUCAGGCAUCAUCACAAAAGUGCACCAUUGGCAAAAGACAGAUUUGAACUGCUCCGUAGAUCACAUGACCGACUGAAAAAGGAUGGGUUAUCGAAUAUCGUCUAUCCGAUCCCCGUGUACGAACUUCAUACACUCUACACGAACAUAAGCGUCGAUAUCAAUAGGAUCAAAAUCUAAAUGAAUGAUAUUACUUCCUUUCAAAUCCCAGCAUGGUCAUAGUGCCUAGCUGCAUGUAUAACACAGUUAAGAUAUCCCAAAGGGAAACACUGAACAUUGACUUUCGUCCAUUGCCAACUACUGAGGUUGCCUACAAUUGUUUCUGGGUGAAGUUUUUGAUCGGUUUUGUGCUAAAGACGACAACAUGACUCCCAAAUGGCGAUCUUGUGGGAUGCAAAAAAAGAAGUUUACACACCCCAAUAUAUCACACUUACCAUCGGUAGGAAUUGACAAGGUUAAGAGUUUCGAAGUCAAAGUAAGUUAGCAGAAGGUGAAUUUGUCGACCGUGGGCUUAAAGCCGAACAUUAACUUUACCUGCAUAGGAUCUGGCAGCACAGCACAUACAAUUACCUAUGAUGAAACAACUUUGUAACACUGUUAGAAUUCUUCCACUUCACUUUAAGGCGUAGUGGUCACCUGAUAUUUUCAUUACGUCAACGUAAGAUCGACUUGUAAUCAGUAUCUUUCAUCAUUUGGACACGAUAUGCUAUCUUGCCAAGUAGACUAUCCCGAAUUCAUUCAGUCAGUAUAUGAGUUACGAGAAAUGACAACCUUUCUAAAUUUUGCAUUAGUACUUUAAAUGGUCGAUCGACCCAUCACUUAAAUUGUAGGAUUCAGCUUUAGGCAAUUAAGAUAUAACAUUUUGAAAAGGUCAUCACUCCACGGACCUUUCAAUCGAUGAUUUAACAUUUGAAUUGAAUUGAAUUUAUUUUCAUACUUCACAAGAUAGCAAAUAACAACAUAAUACAAGAAAUACAUUUGAUUACAUACAAAAUACAAAAGAUAAUGGCAGUAAAUAAAGUGAAAUAUGAAGGAACCUGCAUAAAAAGAAGAGCUUGUAAUGUCUGCAGGUUUCUUAAAGUAAUUAUGAAAUUAGUAAUCAAGGAGAUCGGACACUAAAAAAAAUCAGACUACAAAGGCAAAGCCAAAUAUUAUAUUAAAGAAUGAGAGGGAAAGUGGACAAAUGUUUCAUUAUAAAUCCUUUCGAUAGAAACUAAUACAUUGGCAUGACACGAGUCAAUGUUUGCGCGAAGUACUUAAAGGGGGAUGAAACCUUUGGAACAAGUAUAGGCUUUUGUCGAAACAGCAAAAUCAAAGAAUAAGAACAAAGAAAGUUUGAGAAAAAUCGGACAAAUAAUGAGAAAGUUAUGAGCAUUUGAAUAUUGUAAUCACUAAUGCUAUGGAGAUACUCCCAUUGGCAAUGCGACAAGGAUGUGUGAUGUCACAUGUGAACAAUUGGGGGUAUCUGUUGAAUUACCAUCAUAACUUUGAAAAUCUGAUUCAUGAAACCUGGACAUAAUAGUAACCAGGUAUCACUGAACAUCCUGUGCGCAUUUCAGGUCACAUGAUCAAGGUCAAAGGUCAAUGAACUUUGGCCGAAUGGGGGUAUCUGUUGAAUUACCAUCAUAACUUUGAAAGUUUAUGGAUCUGAUUCAUGAAACUUGGACAUAAGAGUAAUCAAGUAUCACCGAACAUCCUGUGCGAGUUUCAGGUCACAUGAUCAAGUUCAAAGGUCAUGUAAGGUCAAUUAACUUUGGCCAUGUUGGGGGUAUUUGUUGAAUUACCAUCAUAUCUCUGUAAGUGUAUUGGUCUAGUUCAUAAAACGUGGACAUAAGAGCAACUAAGUAUCACUGAACAUCUUGUGAGUUAUAGUAGUUUUCAAAGUCAGCACUGCUGCUAUAUUGAAUCGCGUGCUGCAGGUGAGACCGCCAGAGGCAUUCCACUUGUUUAAAGUUGGCUCCCAUGUGACAAUUAAUGAUUGUUGUUUCAUUUUGGAGGAACAUUUUUUUCUAAUUAUUUCUUUUGGAGAAUGUUUGAAGUGCUUCCCACAAUGGCAUCAAACUUUCUGAUGAAAAAUGUGGUUCUUUUGAUAAUCUGAUUUGAUCUGUAGUUAAGACCAAUACCAGGUUAUAGUCAUAGCCGAAAUCCAAAGCACUUGAUCAAACCAUCAUUGUAAGAUCAGUCGUACAGGAAUUACCUAUCAAUCUGGAAAGAUCAAAUACAGGUGCAACCUCCAGCUAAAGUGCAUUACAGGACAAAAAAUAGUAUCCCUGUUCACAAUAAUUAUUAAUGAUGUCGGUGUUGGUAUGUUAACAAAUUCCAAUUGAAUUUGGGGAGGGGGGGGGGUCAACAAAAUGUUAUUAAAAAAAUGAUGUUUAAGCCAUGCAUACAUGUAGGUCUUGUUUUUAUGAUGAAUCGCAUUACUGGUAGGAUCAUGCAGAGGGAAAUUAAACAAUAUUGUAUAAGAUAUUGCAUGUGUAUUGACAAAGAUGUAUGACCAUGAUGACUCCAAGUUUAAGCUGGUCUAUGUCAGAGUUUAAGCCAUCAUUUCUCAAUACACGCUCGAUCUUUCCUGGCUGUAGUAGGUCCAUGCUUGGAGGAAAUUUGUAUAAUCUAUUUAUCAUCAGAAAUGAGUUUAACGUUUCCACUGAAAUAAGACAGUUGCUGCCAUUCGUUACCUGCUCACUGUGUGGAGCUAACCACAGGAAGAAUGGCCACAGGUGGAUGCCAAACAAGACCCACUUGCUGUCCUGUAAAGUGAAAUGAGGACACCAUCUCGCUUUUUUGAAGUUUCAAUGUUAAAGUCACAGCCAAAUGAUGGAACUGGAGCCAAAGAUGUGUAAAUCAUUGGCAUUACUUCUCAUUUUGAAUUUAUUUAGGCCAUUGUGAAAUAUGGAUUAGGAAAUUAAGGGAGUGCUUUAUAAUGAUAUUGUUGAAUGAUUUGUGUUAGAAGUGGGAAUUAUUCAGAUUUCUACUGAUGAUAGAAUGCAUUUACCUUCCCACAGGUUGAUAAAAAAUAUGAAAGUGAGGCAAGGUUAUCUGCCUUGGGUUGUACCUUUGUUUUUCUUUAUAAUAUCCAUCAAUGUUCUUUUGUACAUCUGUAUUCCCUCUUCCCUCCUGCAUUGGUUUUCCCUCCUGCUCCUGCUCUUACAUUUCUCCUCUUAUUCCUCCUCAUAUUAUUUCUCCUCCCGCUCUUUCUCCUUCUGUUCAUGUACCAGCUCCUUUCAUCGUACCCCUGUACUCCCCUACUCACAAGCUUUUCAUACUGCAUUCAAAUUUGGCCAAAAACGUCACAGAAAUAACUCGUAAAACUCGGUAUUGGAUUUGCACAAAAAGAGUGACAUUUUUAUUUAAGUGGGCUUUAAUUUUGAGUACUCUCUUUGAAGUUAGGCCAUAGCUGCGUGGACCUAAAACUCCUAUUUCCCAUCUCAAACAUUGGGCCGGCCAAAGGCCUUUCACAUCAAGAUUUACAGUUACUGGUCAAAAUGUCCUUGAUGUGGAAAGGGGUAUUUAUUCUGUUAUCCUUCCCACAGCUUUAUCUAUGAAUCUCUAACUUUUUUUCUUGUCUUCUUUUCCUUAUAUCCUCACCACACCCUGUAUUCCCCCCUCUCCCUUGAUCCUAUGAAAUAAGUUUCUCACUCUUUCAAAAUAAUCAAAGGUUAAAAUAUUGUUUGUUACAUUCCAUCGCUCAGUAUGAUGAGUCUGAUAAUUUUUCUCUCUCUUUCACGUUCUCUUUAACUUCUUUUGCUUCAAAGAGUACACAUAAUUUUCCCUGCUGUGUGUAUUCUAAACCUCAGUUUAGAGUACCACUGAUACUUGAAUAGGAAUUUUAGUUUACAAAGCCAGCAAAUUUCACAACUUUCAUGGCCCUUUUCGGCUACACCUCCCACUUGUCACCCAAUUCCAAUACUUCUUCCAUCGAAUUAGUUCCCUUCACAUGGCAGAGCAAGUCUUGAAAAACAUCUAUAUGGGCAGUCAUUAAGUCGUAAGUAAUGAUAUUUGAAAACAAUGAACCCAUCACCC
Messenger RNA from Lytechinus pictus (painted urchin), 4774 nucleotides. RefSeq names its product beta-1,4-galactosyltransferase 6-like. Gene Ontology annotation, molecular function: UDP-galactose:glucosylceramide beta-1,4-galactosyltransferase activity. Gene Ontology annotation, cellular component: Golgi apparatus. Gene Ontology annotation, biological process: carbohydrate metabolic process. The transcript has 5 exons. The coding region runs from base 5 to 931 and encodes 308 amino acids. The record is from RefSeq and is a predicted model, not a curated record. Lineage: Eukaryota; Metazoa; Echinodermata; Echinoidea; Temnopleuroida; Toxopneustidae.